This is a messenger RNA of Rhineura floridana, 2546 nucleotides long. It is a transcript of the gene VAMP4, whose product is annotated as vesicle associated membrane protein 4. The transcript has 9 exons. NCBI's taxonomy places the organism in Eukaryota, Metazoa, Chordata, Lepidosauria, Squamata, Rhineuridae. The record is from RefSeq and is a predicted model, not a curated record. Bases 435 to 860 code for a protein of 141 amino acids. Gene Ontology annotation, cellular component: membrane. Gene Ontology annotation, biological process: vesicle-mediated transport; Golgi ribbon formation.
UGCUAACUCGAGGAGGCGGGACUGGCGAGUACAGGAGCCGGCAGGGCCCAUACGUACUACUACUACUGUUGAGGCAGUUGUUUUCAUCGAUAUCCUAAGACGCUCGGCUCCACCCCUGUCAGGAGCGCCGAGUGCUCGAUGGAGCAACAGCUGACGACAAUACAGCCUGUUCACAGAACCGGCCAUUUCCGUGCCGGCCCUGAAAAGGAAGCAGGCCACACACCUCACCAGCUUUGCUCUGCACCCUCCUCAAAUGUGUUGGUUGGCUGGACAGUGUCCCUAAACAGUGAUAAUUAAUGCCUCUUGCUUUCUGGAUGGAGAACGUGAGGGUGUAGAAAUGUAUUGCAUGGCUUGAAUGUAGCCUACUUACAAAGAAGUGGGGUUCUCCUUCCCUCCUUGUAUUGGGCAAGUAACAGCAACACGUGUGUGAAAACAUGCCUCCAAAAUUCAAGCGCCACCUCAAUGAUGAUGAUGUUACUGGGUCAGUGAAAAGUGAGAGGAGAAAUCUCCUAGAAGAAGAUUCAGAUGAAGAGGAGGACUUCUUCUUGAGAGGCCCGUCGGGUCCAAGGUUUGGACCCAAGAAUGAUAAGAUCAGGCAUGUCCAAAACCAAGUUGAUGAAGUUAUUGAUGUCAUGCAAGAGAACAUCACCAAGGUGAUAGAAAGGGGAGAGCGACUGGAUGACUUGCAGGAUAAGUCAGAGAGCUUAUCGGACAACGCAACAGCUUUUAGCAACCGGUCCAAACAGCUCCGAAGGCAAAUGUGGUGGCGAGGCUGCAAGAUGAAGGUAAUUGUGGCUUUGGUUGCUGCUGUUGUCCUACUAGUAAUUAUUGUUCCCCUCAUCCUCAAAUACCACACUUGACUUGCUGAUGGAGAUCAUGGUGGAUGUGGCUUCAGGAUGACAGCAAAAGGAAGCAGCUGUGUGACUUCAGUGGAACAUAAUGUGUAUAUAGCUUUGAAAUGCCUCCCCCCUCCCUGGAGGCACGUGACAUGUUCUAACAAGAGCAUUCAGAGGAUCCUGCAAAUCAUACUUUUCCAGCCAAGAACUCAUUCUAUUGUCCAUAUUGAAUCCAAACCCUCAUUGUUGCUCACUUGAAGGAAGCCCAGUUUGGAGUUGGAUACUUGCCAGUAUUUGUCUCCUUUUUUUAAGUUUAUAUAUGUAUAUAUAUAUUGCUGGCGGGUAAUGAUGUUAUUUAUAAUUUAAACAAUUUCCUAUUACUGACAGAGGAUAGUUGAGGAAGAAUAGGGGAGGAAUGCAGUGUAUAAAGUCUAUAUCAUUGUUUGAAGACCCCCUAGGUAUUCAGUUGAAUAACUGAGGAUGUCACUUUUUCAUGUUAAAAAAAAAUAGUUUUGCAAGGAAAUUUUCUGUACUUGUUAAGGGAUCUAGGAGCUCCAUGUUCUCAUUAUUGCUUAUGAAUGUGGUAUAAAAGCAUUCCAGUAAAAACCUAUUUUUGACUGUAAGUAUGAAGCUCUUAAUAAAUUAUUGAGGUAAACACUUUUUUGAAUGAAGAAAGUCCAAGAUUUGCCAGCUUUGGAUAUGUGGAAGAAAAGAGAGCUUUUUGCCUGUGCAGCUGCAACCAAAAACUAUGCAGGGGUUUUGCUGCCAAAUAAUUAAGAGCAAUGAAGUUCAUAUGCUGGCUUUUAAAAAGUGUUCAGACUGUUCCCGUUUCAAUCAUUAUUAAAAGCAAUAGUGGUUUGUCUACUAGCUAUACUUUUGCCAUAGCACCAAGAACUCUGUUGGCUGCUAUACAGACAUUAAAUAGCAGUGCUUGCAUAUUAUGUACACGUCUUGAGAUUCACAGUCAGCCUUAUUUUCCUUGGCUGUGAAACCUCUAUCUGGUCUAAUGUUUUACCAAAACCUGAGCAUCAUAUAAAUAAAGACAGGUUACAAACAAAUCAAUACCACCAUAAGACAGAAGUGGCAGUUCAGGCUGUAUAAAAGUCUCCUGUUCUGGAUCGUUAUGAUGAUGGGACCUCUGCUUGCAGGGCAGGCCCUACCAUUAGUUACAAUGAGGCAGCUGCAGGUGCCGGGGUGGGGGAGCACCAGCUUCGUGUGUCACUUAGUCUGCCCUGCAACCCUCAGGUGCCAUAGAUGAUGCUGUUCCAUUGUCAAUGUCAGUCCAGUUGCCUUCUAUACACAGAGCAAGGAGGAAGGGGAGCCAUCUUGUCUUUUGACCUGGGCAGUAAAAUUUCUUGGGCAGGCCAUGUGUCUUCUGCCAAAUAAAGGAAGUGAAAAGUAGAUUUUUUAGGUUUUAGUAAUUGUACCAAGCAGGGCAUCUGUCUUAAAAACAAGGGUGAAGGAUGGAGAUUCAGCCUUUUCAGUCUGCAGCUGUCUUGCAGUCUUGCAGUUCUAACAUUUCAGACUACUAGCCUGAAGUGCAAGGGACUAAGUACCAAUAAUAAAUAGAAAUAUAAGCGUGAAGAAAAUCAUGCAAAAGCAGGAUACGUCUUUUCUUUGAACUGUCUGCCUGAGACUGGCAGUUUAAAAGGCAACGUUUCUUUGUAAGAUUAUUUGCAUUUUGGAUUAAAAAGCUAAAGAUUGUGUUUA